Messenger RNA from Pestalotiopsis fici W106-1, 564 nucleotides. RefSeq lists its product as uncharacterized. Gene Ontology annotation, molecular function: actin filament binding. The record is from RefSeq and is a predicted model, not a curated record. The transcript has 2 exons. NCBI's taxonomy places the organism in Eukaryota, Fungi, Ascomycota, Sordariomycetes, Amphisphaeriales, Sporocadaceae. Gene Ontology annotation, cellular component: Arp2/3 protein complex; cytoskeleton. The coding region runs from base 1 to 564 and encodes 187 amino acids. Gene Ontology annotation, biological process: regulation of actin filament polymerization; Arp2/3 complex-mediated actin nucleation.
AUGUUCAACGAGGACCCGAACCCUCCACGGUUGAUCGGAAACUUCCCUCUCCUCCCGCUGCGCACCAAGACCAGGGGCCCGGCCUACACGCUGCCGCCGCCCUCGGAGCCGCUCGCCGCCUCCGAGUCGCCAGACCCGGACUCAGACUCGUAUGACAUCUUGGACGAGGUCCUGUCGCUGUUCCGCGCCAAUACCUUCUUCCGCAACUUUGAGAUUCAGGGACCCGCCGAUCGCCUACUCAUCUAUGGUAUCCUCUACACCAGCGAGGUCCUCAGCAAGAUCCGACCCAGCCAUGGCGUUCGUGAGGCCCAGAAGGAGGUUAUGAACACGGCACUAGAUCUCAACUUUUCUAUCCCUGGCGACCCGGGCUUCCCUUUGAAUCAGAUGUACGAGCCGCCACGAGACAGACAGGAUGCUGAGCAGUUGCGGCAAUAUCUCUCUCAAGUACGACAGGAGUUGGCAAGCAGGUUAUUGGCAAGAGUAUACGAAGAAGGUGGUGAUGGCAAGCCGAGCAAGUGGUGGCUGAGUUUCACAAAGAGAAAGUUCAUGGGCAAGAGCUUGUAG